Molecule: messenger RNA, 3702 nt
Organism: Capra hircus (goat)
Lineage: Eukaryota; Metazoa; Chordata; Mammalia; Artiodactyla; Bovidae
Gene: PTPN22
Product: protein tyrosine phosphatase, non-receptor type 22
Exons: 21
Coding region: 111-2510 (799 amino acids)
Biological process (GO): positive regulation of defense response to virus by host; negative regulation of p38MAPK cascade; negative regulation of nucleotide-binding oligomerization domain containing 2 signaling pathway
Cellular component (GO): cytoplasm; nucleus
Molecular function (GO): non-membrane spanning protein tyrosine phosphatase activity
Source: RefSeq, a predicted model, not a curated record
AUGCUCUGCUCAAGCAGCUUCAGUGGCUUCUCAGUGCUGUCUCGGCCAUGACACACAUCUGACAUGCCCUCCCUUAACCCACUCGUAGACUGUCUCUCUUCCCCUGCAGUAUGGACCAAAGAGAAAUUCUGCAGAAGUUCCUGGAUGAGGCACAACACAGGAAAAGUAACAAAGAGGAGUUUGCUAAUGAAUUUCUGAUGCUGAAAAGACUAUCCGCCAAAUAUAAGGCAGAAAAAACCUAUCCCACAACUGUGGCUGAGAGGCCUAAGAAUAUCAAGAAAAACAGAUAUAAGGAUAUUUUGCCCUAUGACCAUAGCCUAGUAGAACUGUUCUUGAUAACCUCUGAUGAGGAUUCCAGCUACAUCAAUGCCAACUUCAUUAAGGGAGUUUAUGGACCCAAGACUUAUAUUGCCACCCAGGGACCUUUGCCUACAACUGUCCUGGAUUUCUGGAGGAUGAUUUGGGAAUACAGCAUCCUGAUCAUUGUUAUGGCGUGCAUGGAGUUUGAAAUGGGAAAGAAAAAAUGUGAGCGCUACUGGGCUGAACCAGGAGACACGCAACUGCAACUUGGUCCUUUCUCUAUAUCCUGUGAAGCUGAAAAUAGAAAAUCUGAUUAUACAAUCAGGACUCUAAAAGCCAAGUUCAAUAGUGAAACUCGAACCAUCUAUCAGUUCCAUUAUAAGAAUUGGCCAGACCAUGAUGUGCCUUCAUCUAUAGACCCUAUUCUUGAGCUCAUUUGGGAUGUGCGUUGUUACCAAGACGAUAACAGUGUUCCCAUAUGCAUUCACUGCAGCGCUGGUUGUGGAAGGACUGGUGUUCUCUGUGCUAUUGAUUACACAUGGAUGUUGCUAAAAGAUGGGAUAAUUCCUGAGAACUUCAGUGUUUUUAGUUUGAUCCAGGAAAUGCGAACACAGAGGCCUUCAUUAGUUCAAACUCAGCAACAGUAUGAACUGGUCUACAACGCUGUAUUAGAACUAUUUACGAGACAGAUGGAUGUUAUCAGGGAUAAACACUCUGGAACAGAGAUUCAAGCAAAGGACUCAGUUUUUGAGCAAAAUCCCAACAUAAAAGCAAAAUCUUAUUCUCCUAAUUUACCAAAAAGCAACAUAAAAGAAGCAAAAGUGAUGAACCAACAGAGCAAAGGAAGGAUAAGGGUGAAAAGUGCAGAAGCUUCUUCCUUUGACCUCAGGACUUCUGAAAUAAAUGAAAAGGAAGGGUUAGACAUGCACCCUGCUAAACAGAGCAGUUCUUUAGAGUUUUUGGAACUGAACUGUGGUUGUAAUAAAAAUGCUGACACAACCAUGAAAUGGGAGACAAAGGUAUUCCCAAUAGCUGGGGAGCCUCUUCAGAAGCAUCAAAGUUUGGACUUGAGUUCCAUUUUGUUUGGAGCAUAUCCUAAAUCUAAACCUGUAAAUGCAGCAGGAAGAUAUUCUAAUUUAAAGGUGCCAAUACUGCGGACCAAAUCAACUCCCUUUGAAUUGAUGCAACAGAGAGACAGCAAAGAGUUGGACAUAAAGGGAAAUUUUUAUUUGGAAUCUCAACCACACAAUUGUUGUGUUGAUCAGGCUCAAAAAGUGAUGCAUGUUUCUUCAGCAGAACUGAAUUUUUCACCAUCACAUGACUCUAAGCAUCAAACGUGCAAUGCUGCUAAUGCAAAGCAGCAUGUCUGUGGUGCUUUUAAUGAGCAUUCUUAUAUGUCUUUAGUAGAAGAUCCUUAUUUUUCAUCAUUGUCUCCAAGUAGUGCUCAUUCUAAGAUGUCUUUUGAUUUACCUCAGAAGCAAGAUGGAAGUGUUUUACCUUGUUCUUCCCUGUCAAAAUCCUCUACAACCCUCUUUCCUCAUUACAGUUCACAUGAUUCUUUAACACUGACUACCCUGACCAAUUUUCCCCCACCACUGAACCAAGAGACAGCAGCAGUAGCAACUUCUCCACAGAUAGAUGAUGAAAUCCCUCCUCCACUUCCUGAACGGACACCUGAAUCUUUUAUUGUAGUAGAGGAAGCCGGAGAACUCCCACAGGGUGUUCCCAAAUCUUCAUCUUCACCUGUGAAGGUAAAAAUUGGAACAUCACUAGAAUGUAGCGGAACAUCUGAAUCAAAGAAAUCUGAUGAUCUGAGUGUAAAACCCCAGAGUCCAAAAUCAGAUCUACAAGAUCGUUCUUCUUCCCCACCACCUCCACUGCCAGAGAGAACCUUAGAGUCUUUCCUUCUUGCUGAUGAAGAUUGUAUACAGGCUCAACCUGUAGAGACUUGUUCUAGCUGUCCUAACACCAUGGAAAAUUCAUCUUCUUCAAAACAGACACUGAAACCUCCAGGAAAGAAUUUUACAAGGAGUAAGAGUUUGAAAAUUUUACGAAACGUGAAAAAGAGUGUCUGUAAUUCGUCCCCACCAAACAAGCCUGCACAGACUGUUCAGUCAAAUAACUCCAGCUCCUUUUUGAAUUUUGGUUUUGCAAAUCGUUUUUCAAAACCCAAAGGACCAAGGAAACCACCAUCAACUUGGAAAAUUUAAAACAGCUUUGGAAUAUUGCCUGCAAGUGAAUCUGCAAAUAAAACUAAUAGAAUACUGCUAGCUAAAAUAAGUGUAUAUUCGUAAUAUCAACCAUGAAGAUAUGGUAAUAAUGUUAACAGCUUUAAAAGAAGACCCAUAUGCAAAUAAGUGUCAGAAGUUCUACAUUUCAUCUCAUUUACAUUGGGUUGGAAAGCACAAACAGGAGUUUGUCAUUUAAACUUAUGUACAGAGAAUGCUGUAUGAGAAAGUUUUAGAAUGGACUUAUUUUUCCUUUUUAGAAGUUAUCUUUAUUCUACUUUACCUUUCUACCUAAAUAUAAACUUAAAAGAUUUGUAAAAAUUUGAGAAGUUACUAUAAAAAGUGUUUUGAAAAAUCUUACCUUGUGGUUGCAGUACAAAAUUACUGCUUGUGAAAACGAUUAAUUCUUCAGAGUUACUUCUGCCUAAAUGCAGUACACAUCUUUUUCCAAGUGUUGUGGGAAACAAAGUAGUGAGAAAAGAAGUUACACCUAAAGAGAAUAAAAUAUAUACUUAAUGACAGUAAUCAGGCUUUUGUUUGGAUAUACCAAAUAAUAAGAUGUUCAAUUCCUGAAAAGCUUUAGCCAAAGCUGUUCAAUUACCAAAUCUAGAAAAAUAGCAGAAAAAUCAACAAAAUAGCAGGGUGGGAAGUGGGAGGGAGGUUCAAGAGGGAAGCGACCCUGCUUACCUAUGGCUGAUUCAUGUUGAUGUAAGGAAGAAACAAACACAAUACUGUAAAGCAAUUAUCCUUCAAUCAAAAAUAAAGACAAAACAGAACAAAAAGCAGCUGUAUAAACAUGCUUUGUUUAUACAGUAGCAUGUUUUCAUUUCAAAGGUCCUGUAAAACGUGCAACUUAUAUCCAACUAACCAGAGGUACUACUAGCUAAAAUUUUCUCUAUAUUAUUAUGGAUUUGCCUUAAGAAAGUUGAUCUUUCAAAUCUAAUUGUAUAUAACAAACAAGUUAGUGGGUGAUUGUUACAAAGGAUUCCCCCUUGACUAAUAAUGAUUUCACUUAAAAAGUUUAUAGCUUUACGAAAAUGAAAUACAUAGUCAUUUGUUCUUCAAUAUUAUUCAUUAGGAACCCCAAUGAAGACACACAUUAGAUGAAAUAUUACCUUUUUAUUGUGUAGUGUACUGUAUACAAGAGGUGCUCAAUAAACUUUCUGGUUUUUAA